AUGCGCGAAAGCGCCAUGGGACGGAGCAAACGGAAGAGGAACAGCCGGGUCAGCAGUGGUGGUGGCAGCAUGCGUGCGUCCCACGGGCUUGGGCCCUUGCAGGAGGCGAUGAGGCAGGCGACGAACCGCGAGAAGGCGGCCAAGAUCGCAGAGAAGGAUCCCUUUGGGCCGGUGGACGAGCAGCUAGACAAGAGCAACGCGUCCGAGGCGGUCAACACAGCCGCCAUGGCCCAGGACUUGGAGUACCCCGGUUUCGAGGUGGAGGACCAAGUGUGGAACCGGCUUCUAGAACUGAGGGGCAGCAAGAUUGGGAAAGAAUUGGAGCUACGGAAGCAACAUCGGCUCUUCGCCAUCAUGAAACGCAAACUCGAGGCCCUCCAGGCAGACUGCGACUCCGUCGACAGCCAGGUUACGGUUAUCGAGAAACGGAAACGGGCGAUCAGCGAACGCGCCUACCUCGCAGAGAAAAACAUCGAAGUGCUGGUCAAGCUCAAACAGGGGCAAGACGAGGUGCCCCGAGGGGCCGUGGUGACAGACUACGGCGACAGCGUGCUAAUUCCGUCAGCCAUCGUCAACCAUACCAACGAGGAAAUUCGCAAGCUUGGAGGGGAGAAGGUUCGUACCCUGAACAAGAUCAAGCAGUUCCGGAAGAACAUCAACUUGAUGCAAUGGGACCACACCUACCUCGACGAGCAGGUCAAAGACCGCGAGGCGUACUACAUCGACCUACAACUCUUGCGGGUGACAAAGAAGCUUCAGGCAGUGCUCAAGGGCGACCGGGGAGAGAAAGACAAAGAGCUUGUGCAGAAAACAGAGGCCAGGGUAGAGAUGAUGGAGAGGUCGCACGAGUCCAAGACAAACAAAGCGAGGCAGGCAAACGCCAAAAUCGCGCAACAGCUCCAAGAGCGAGAAGACGAAAACCGGAGGGUGAACGGGCAGCUGGGGCAGCUGGCCACCAGCGUUAAGGUGCGCGAGGCCAUCUUCCGGAGCCACAUGGAGUCGUCCGGCGGGGAGAUCAACCCAGCGCAGCAGAGCGCCGGGCGAAUGAAGCGCAUCACCACAAGGCGGCGCCUGGUCGACCUCGCUCGGGCGCAGACGGGAGAGAUAGAAGCUCUUAAGGCCGAGCUUGACAGGCUCCGUCAGAGGACGUUCCCGUCUUUUGCGCACGCUGCCCGAAACAACUUGUGUGUUGCUGACACACGUUAG
This is a messenger RNA of Ectocarpus siliculosus, 1206 nucleotides long. The record is from the annotation of a GenBank genome assembly. NCBI's taxonomy places the organism in Eukaryota, Phaeophyceae, Ectocarpales, Ectocarpaceae.